AUGGCGGACUACCUCCCUCGGAGCAUCGCAUGGGCCACUGCUGACAACCGCGCCUGCACCAUCCUCCUCGGCGCACUCCCUGAUACCCUCAUGCGCCGUUUCCAAGCUCGCGAGAUGCGCGCCUCCCUCAUCUGGGCCGAGCUCCAGGCCAUGUUCGAGCGUCGCGACAUCAGCUCUGUCGGCGCCCUGUUCCAGGAGUACUUCUCCAUCACCCUCGCCACUUGUGAUGGCGCAGUUGACUACGUGGGGCGCAUGCAGGAGGUCGCUGAUCGCCUUGCGGCACGCCAAGCUGCCCUCCCCGAGCCCCUGCAAAUCCACCGCCUCCUCUACAACCUCACCCCGGACUACGAGUCCCGCCUCCAUGCCUUCACUGAGGCCAACCCCAUGGCCGGCCUCGACGACGUGGUCCAGUGGAUCAUUGACACGGAGGUCAAGCUCCGCACCCCCGUUGUCAACCUUACCACCCCUCAGUCCUCCUCCUCCACCUCCCUCAACGCUACGCAGCCGCGCAACCAGGGUGGUCGCGGCGGCGGCGGCGGAGGCCGUGGAGCGGGUGGCGGUGGUGGUGGUGGAGGCCGUGGUGGUGGCGGUGGUGGUAGUGGUGGCCGUGGUGGCCGUGGUGGCGGUGGUGGUGGUGCUGGCAGCGCCCCUGCUGGAGGUGCUCGGCCGGAUCAGCAGCAGCAGCAGCAGCAGCAGCAGCCGCAGCAGCAACAGCAGCAGCAGCAGCAGCAGCCGGGACAGCAGCCGGGGCAGCAGCAGCAGCAGCAGCCGGGCCAGCAGCAGCAGCAGCAGCGGCAGCCGGGACAGCAGCAGCAGCAGCAGCAGCAGCAGCAGCAGCAGCGGCAGCAGCAGCAGCAGCAGCCUCAGCAGCCUCAGCAGCCGCAGCACCAGCACGCUCCUUGA
Molecule: messenger RNA, 903 nt
Organism: Closterium sp. Naga37s-1
Lineage: Eukaryota; Viridiplantae; Streptophyta; Zygnematophyceae; Desmidiales; Closteriaceae
Source: the annotation of a GenBank genome assembly